Molecule: messenger RNA, 501 nt
Organism: Miscanthus lutarioriparius
Lineage: Eukaryota; Viridiplantae; Streptophyta; Magnoliopsida; Poales; Poaceae
Source: the annotation of a GenBank genome assembly
AUGGACCUGGGACGGCAGCCCCUCUCGCCCCGCCCCAGGGCUGGGCCUGUGACGGGCUAUGGUCGGCGUGCUGCGAAGAGCAUCUUCGUCUUCACCACCAACUACAAGGACAAGCUGGACCCAGCGCUGAUCCGGCGAGGCAGGAUGGACAUGCACAUCGAGAUGUCCUACUGUCGCUACGAGGCGUUCAAGGUGCUGGCCCAUAACUACCUGGACAUCGACGAGCGCCAGUUUUUCGAGCUCUUCGGUGAGAUACACCGGCUGCUGGAACAGGUUGACAUGUCUCCUGCGGACGUUGCCGAGCACCUGAUAAGGACGGAGAAGAAGGAUGCCGGCACAUGCUUGAAAAGUCUCGUCAGAGAUCUGAAAAAGUUAAAUGCCCAGAAGAACCCGGCAGCCGAUUGUCCUCCACAGGAUCCAGUUCUGACGGUGACGCCGGAUUUAAACCCGACAGUGAUCAAUAUAUUUGAGGAAGCAAGGGACAGUACAUUUGAGUCAUAA